Molecule: messenger RNA, 3614 nt
Organism: Lemur catta (Ring-tailed lemur)
Lineage: Eukaryota; Metazoa; Chordata; Mammalia; Primates; Lemuridae
Gene: PPP1R15B
Product: protein phosphatase 1 regulatory subunit 15B
Exons: 2
Coding region: 236-2536 (766 amino acids)
Biological process (GO): response to endoplasmic reticulum stress
Cellular component (GO): protein phosphatase type 1 complex; endoplasmic reticulum
Molecular function (GO): protein phosphatase regulator activity
Source: RefSeq, a predicted model, not a curated record
GCCCUUCGUCUAUCCGGUGGCCUGGGGUCCUGCCUCCGCGCUGGCCCCGCGGCCAUUUUGGCUUUCGCUUCCAGCCGCGCCGCCUGCCUGCCUAGCCCUUCCGGUGUCGCGCUGCUCAGGGGCUUUUUAACGGUCCGUCUCUCCGCAAAGGUCGCCGCUGUCGCCGCGGGAGGGCUCCUAUCUAUGGUGGUGAGGCCUCUAGCGGACUAGGACACGUCUCUUCCUGCCAGGAUGGAUGUCGCCUCAGCCGCCGCCUCCUGCGCUGGCCGUCCGGCACUGCGGUCUGCCGCCCGCCGCCCUCUGUGGCUUUUCUGCUGGCCCGGGGAUCGGCCUGGAGCACCGACUCCGCCGCUGGGCAAGGCCGAGACGGUGUAGGCCCCCGGGUCCCGUCGACCCCCAACCUACGCGAGAGACUGCCGAGAAAAAGGAGAUGGAGCCGGGGACAGGCGGGUCGCGGAAACGGUCCGCCCUCUGGGCGGGCUCCCGGUUCCGGCUGCCCUUCUUCUUUCGGCGGCCGCAGCCAGGCUCGUCCCAGUUCCCUGCACCUCCUGACCCCGCACUGCUUCCCCCUGCCCAGCCCAAGGCUCGGACCAGCUACUGGACCAAGCUGCUUUCCCAGCUCCUUGCGCCGCUCCCCGGCUUGCUUCAGAAGCUGCUGAUUUGGAGCCAAAUCCAAAUCAGUGCGAUGGUUCCGACCAGAUGGCUAGAUUUUGCUGGGGGCUUCAGCGCUCUGAAAGCCCUGAAGGGACGGCAGGAAGCCGCCGGCCCCACAGCGCAGAAGUCUUUGAGUUCGCAGCGGCCCAAUUCCUCGGACUACUCGGUGGCCAGUCCCUUUGACUGGCUAGAGGAGGGGAUCCACUGGCACUGCUCGUCCCCAGACCUAGAGUUGGAGCUUAAAGCCAAGGGAAGAGCUUUGGACCCUGCAGCACACGUGUUUCUCUUAGAGCAGCAGCUGUGCAAAGUGGAGCUGUUGCCCAGUAGCCUUCAGUCCCGUCUGUACUCUGACCGGGAACUUGGCUUUUCGCCCUCCGGGCCUCUAAGCAUUCAGCGCUUAGGCAGUUUCAACGUAGUCUCCUAUUUGCCGAGCUCCACCUGCCUGGACCGCCUGCCCCAGCCGGAGCUCAGCUAUCAGACCAGCGUUGGACAUGGCCAGCUAGUUGAUUGCCAGGCACUAACGCCGGAGAGCAGCUGCCUGAUUGAGGACGAUUGUCAUCCCCAGCCACUGAGUGCAGAGAUCUCUCCAGCCUCCUGGCAGGGAUGCCCACCUCUUUCUAGAGAAGGCCUGCCGGAAAUUCACCAUCUUCGCAUGAAACGGCUGGAAUUCCUUCAGCAGGCCAGCAAGGGGCAAGAGUUACCCACCCCUGACCAAGAUAAUGGCUACCACAGCCUGGAGGAGGAACACAACCUCCGGAAGGAUCUGAAACGCUGCGGAGAUGACUCAACACAGUUUGUUCCCCUUGCUGGAGCCAUUCCUGGAAGCAUCAGGGAACCUACUGAAGAAAAAAUAGAAUUGUUGACUAAAGAAAUUCCACUGGCCUUGGAACAACAGGACCCUUCGGAGAGCCGUCCAUCUUCUGAGGUAUCUAUGGAAAGAGAGCCUAGAGAGGACCAAAUAAGUGUAGUUGAAGACCUUCCCCUUUCUGCCAGACCAGCUUGUAGUAACAAAUUGAUAGAUUAUAUUUUGGGAGGUGCAUCCAGUGACCUGGAAACAAGUUCUGAUUCUGAAGGUGAGGAUUGGGAUGAGGAAGCUGAGGAUGAUGGUUUUGAUAGUGAUAACUCGCUGUCAGAAUCAGACCUUGAACAAGACUCUGAAGGGCUUCACCUUUGGAACUCUUUCUACAGUGUAGAUCCUUAUAAUCCCCAAAACUUUACGGCAACAAUUCAGACUGCUGCCAGAAUUGUUCCUGAAGACGCUUCUGAGUCAGAGAAGGAUUUGUCUGAUAAAUCUGAUGUAGAGAAUUCCUCCCAGACUGGAAGCCUUUCUGAGACUUCUCACCAUAGUUCUGAGGAGGAAGAUGAUUGGGAAUCUAGUGCAGAUGAAGCAGAGAGUCUCAAACUGUGGAACUCUUUCUGUAAUUCUGAUGACCCCUACAACCUUUUAAAUUUUAAGGCUCCUUUUCAAACAUCUGGGAGAAACCAGAAAGGCUGUCAUGACUCAAAGAGACCAUCUGAGUCCAUUGUGGCCAUUUCUGAGUGUCACACCUUACUUUCUUGUAAGGUGCAACUGUUAGGGAGCCAAGAAAGUGGAUGCCCAGACUUGGUACAGCGUGAGGUUCUUUCUGGAGAAAGACACACGCAUAUCAAAAGAAAAAAGGUAACCUUCCUUGAAGAAGUUACUGAGUAUUAUAUAAGUGGUGAUGAGGAUCGCAAAGGACCAUGGGAAGAAUUUGCAAGGGAUGGAUGCAGGUUCCAGAAACGAAUUCAGAAAACAGAAGAUGCUAUUGGAUAUUGCUUGACAUUUGAGCACAGAGAAAGAAUGUUUAAUAGACUCCAGGGAACAUACUUCAAAGGACUUCAUGUUUUCCAGCAAUGUUAAGAUGAAUUGGCAGCCUGUAGCUCUAGCAUAUACUACCUCUUACUUGAGAGGUUUCUUUUAAAAACAAAUAUUGGCAGCUGUCCUUUGACCUUUUUUUAGAGGAAAUGUAACUUGGAACCAGUGGUCUAGUUUAAUUUUUUUUUUUUUUUUUUUGCCACGUAUCCCACUUAGAAACAUUCAGGUCUGAAGCCAGGCCUGAUAAUGAAGGAAGAGAUAGUAUGGCUUCUGAUCCUCCUUUUCUUGAUUUAGUUGGAUGCAUUUUUAAAUGACCUUUGCUUGCUUGAGGUAAAAAAGGGACCUUUUGGAGUUGUCAUUUUGCACUUUCAAAAUUCAUUUUCUUGGGAAACAAUAUUUAUAGGGCUUAAAGCCCAUCUUCAGUUCUAAAUUAAAUUAUGUAUGCCUGUCUAAAAACUUUGGGCUCUUUCUUGUUUUUUUCCCAACAUUCUGAAAUUAAUGGCUUUCUGUAUUUUUUAAUUUCAGUAAUUUGGCCUAUCUUAAGGCUAAAAACAAAUCUUGUAUAUGCUACCAACUUAAAGUACUUUAUCUUGUGUCACUUUUUUUUUCUUGUAAAAAUGAGUUUGGUUGAAAAUGUGUGGUAAAUUUUUAUUUCUUUCUAAGAUACUUCCAAGGACUGCCACAAAAUCUACAUAUUCGGUACUCUCUGCUACAUUGGGAAAACUGCAUCUUUCUGCCAAAUUAUAUCAUCUAAUAUAUUUAAUUUCUGUGGAAGCUGUUCUUUGGAGAAGGUUCUGUAUAUGUUAUUGUAGUUCCCAGUUGAAUGUAUUUCUUUGUAUCUUAUAACAGGUAGAAAUUGUAAAACAUUCUAGAAAGUAAUAAUUGGAUCAUAAGACAUUUAUUUUUUAAACUUAAAAGCCUAGUAUUUUCCUAAGAAGAUGAUAGGAGACAUCUCAGAGUAAUUUGGUUUUGUUGUGUGUGCUCUCAACAGAAAACCAGUGUUAUUAAUAUCAUCUUGCCUCAGCACUGUCACUUUUGAAACCUGUCAGGAUGACACUGUAAACUUGGAAAUGGGCAGUUCUGAAUUUUCAAGUUUGAAAUGUAAAAUAUACACUUAAGUCAA